AUGAACAUCACAUAUCUGGACCUGAUCUUGGAGGACUUGAAAUGUCACCUCGCUGCGGGGAUCGGUUGCGGGAAUGAGACCAACACGGGCCUCCAAUGCGGCAAAGGGCACGUCGCCGAUUACUUCUGCGAGCUGAACAUAGACGUGCAAAAUGAGACGACUUACAGCUGCUUCAGAUGCUCCAACAAUAGCCUGGAUCAUAACAUCAACUACACUGUAUGCAACACUAGAUUCAAACUCAAUAUGUUCUCUGCAAUCUUCGAGAGCGCUGUAAAAAGCCUAUGGUUGAAACUGCCCGCGUUCGACGUGUGCGAAUGGGAUACGUUAUUUUGCUUUAACGACAGCCCCGACAGGACGUUGUACACCGACGCGAACUAUAGUGAUUUCAAUAGGAGUGAUAUUGAGACUUUUCAAUGUACGUGGAACAUAAAGAACAUCACAGACAACGUGACCGUUGCUGCGGGCUACGAGUGGAGUUUUUUGUUUGUGAUAUUGUUCAUAAUUGCGGGCGGCGUGGGUAAUAUUCUAGUAUGUUUAGCAGUGUGCUUGGAUAAGAGACUACAGAAUGUCACAAACUAUUUUCUACUGUCGUUGGCGAUAGCGGACUUGCUCGUUAGUUUAUUUGUAAUGCCCAUGGGCGCAAUUCCCGGCUUUCUAGGUUACUGGCCACUAGGUGUUGUUUGGUGUAACGUGUACGUGACAUGUGAUGUGUUGGCUUGCUCGGCCAGCAUCAUGCACAUGUGUUUUAUAAGCAUCGGCAGGUACCUUGGUAUAAGGAAUCCGCUUAAAAGCAGGCAUCAUUCAACUAAGAGGGUGGUUGUAAUUAAAAUCGCUCUAGUCUGGCUCUUAAGCAUGUUCGUAUCUAGUUCAAUUACAGUUUUAGGUAUAAUUAACCGCACCAAUAUAAUGCCGACACCUGACUUGUGCGUCAUCAACAACCGCCUUUUCUGGGUGUUUGGUUCGCUGGUGGCUUUCUACAUUCCCAUGCUGAUGAUGGUCGUGUCCUUUGCGCUCACUGUUCAGUUGCUCAAGAGGCAAGCGCUACUCGCUGCUACUCCAGUUCCCGGGGGAACGCAAAGGAGACAAUGCGGCGGAUUUGACACAGGCCCGGGUUUAGGUCCACGCCGAAUAGCCGCCAAGAGUUCUCCAGACUUGUCCCCUCGAAGCAACAUGUCGAGGCAAAUGACUUGGAGAGUAACGUCAAGCACUAGAUCGCAGAGGAACAAAAUUGGUAUGAGCGUGUCGAAUCCCCAGCUGAGCUAUAUGAACGGCUGCGGCAACGGCAGUGGAUCUGGAAGUUCGAGACGGGGCCGCGAUGUCGCCACGCAGACACCACCGAGCAUUGCGGCAGAAACGAGAAGAGCGCGCCUAAGACCGUUGAAGCUGACCCUCGCGCCUCCCAAUGCUCUGAAUCUAAGGUUUCUGACCAAUCGUAAGAAGGGGCGUUCUCUGUCGGCGAAUGCAGUUGCUAAUGAACAGAAAGCCACUAAGGUACUUGGCUUAGUCUUCUUCACAUUUGUCCUGUGCUGGGCGCCGUUCUUCCUUCUUAACAUUUUGUUCGCGUCGUGCCCUGCCUGCAUAGUGCCGGAGCACAUAGUUAACGUUUGUCUAUGGUUGGGUUACGUAUCUUCGACCAUAAAUCCAAUUAUCUACACGGUGUUCAAUAGAACAUUUAGAGCGGCGUUCUUGAGACUUCUUAAGUGUCAUUGUAGCAGAAGAGGUCACUGCACUCGCUACAUGUCUGUUGGAUCCACGCGUGGCGCCUCGCAGCUCUGCGCUCGGUCUGCUUUGCCCUUGGCGAUUUCACUCCGACCGUCAGUAGUCACCUCCUCAUCACCAGCUACCCGAGAAACAACGGAAUCUGUUCUGAUUGAAGCCCCUCUAUCGGGCUAUAACAUGCGUUAC
Messenger RNA from Iphiclides podalirius (scarce swallowtail), 1905 nucleotides. Lineage: Eukaryota; Metazoa; Arthropoda; Insecta; Lepidoptera; Papilionidae. The record is from the annotation of a GenBank genome assembly.